This is a messenger RNA of Trichoderma asperellum CBS 433.97, 597 nucleotides long. RefSeq lists its product as uncharacterized. NCBI's taxonomy places the organism in Eukaryota, Fungi, Ascomycota, Sordariomycetes, Hypocreales, Hypocreaceae. The record is from RefSeq and is a predicted model, not a curated record.
AUGGCUCCUGUUAUACCUCCCGUGCCAAGUCCAAGUCCUGUUAUAAGGCUUGUUCCUGGACUCGUGGCCAUCAAUGUCACACCCGCGCACAACUACUUGGAGAAGAGCGAAGAAGGACCAACGGAACUUGGCUUCUCCUAUGCUUUCUUGGCAGCCAUUGGCCUCGCCUUUAUCGUCCUUAUCUUGGCGGAUGUAUAUAUCAAGCACGGACCUAAGCCGACGCCGGGGAAACGCGUCUGGUACAAGAGAAAGUUUGACAAGGCCAAGGGAGGAUACUAUGUUUGCAAGGAUACGUUUAACAAGCUGCUCGUAAAGAGGAAGAGGAGACUCGAUCACGAGCGUGCGGAGGCGGCUCCAAAGAUAUUUGAUUCUCAAAAGGCCAUCGAGAAGCUUGCCGCCAAGCCUGCCGGCGACAGGGCUGCAACCAUGGUAGAAACUGCCGAGGAGAAAAGCACUGGGCCGAUGGCGGGCAUUGAAGUCAAGGUUACGCCCUUGGACAUGCCGUUUCUCAAAGAUAAUGCCGCUGCGGGCACUGCCCCCAAAGAUGGUGCUCUUAAGAGCGACAAUGUGGGCAGCGAUGGAGCAGCCGGUCUUUGA